Brachypodium distachyon (stiff brome) is the source of this 689-nucleotide messenger RNA. RefSeq names its product signal recognition particle 9 kDa protein. Lineage: Eukaryota; Viridiplantae; Streptophyta; Magnoliopsida; Poales; Poaceae. The record is from RefSeq and is a predicted model, not a curated record. Bases 158 to 469 code for a protein of 103 amino acids. Gene Ontology annotation, molecular function: 7S RNA binding. Gene Ontology annotation, cellular component: signal recognition particle, endoplasmic reticulum targeting. Gene Ontology annotation, biological process: negative regulation of translational elongation; SRP-dependent cotranslational protein targeting to membrane. The transcript is spliced from 4 exons.
AGUCCAACCACAAGUCCAGCCCCGGACUCGAGCAGAGUAGCGAACGCCAACCUUGAAUCAGAAACAGCGGCGGAGCCCUACCGCGAACCCCCAGAUCCGACGAGGCUGCACCCCACUGCCGAGAAGCCCUAGCUUCCGGCCAGCGCCGCCCGCAGCGAUGGUGUACUUCGAUUCGUGGGACGAGUUCGUCGAACGGUCCGUGCAGCUCUUCCGCGCCGACCCCAUCACCACUCGCUAUGUGAUGAAGUACCGGCACUGCGAUGGGAAGCUCGUGCUCAAGGUCACCGACAACCGCGAGUGCUUGAAGUUUAAGACAGAUCAAGCUCAGGACGCAAAGAAGAUGGAAAAGCUGAACAACAUAUUUUUUGCUCUCAUGACUCAUGGACCUGAUGCCGAUAUAAGUGAAGUUUCAGGCAAGGAACAGGCAGAACAACAGCAAUCAAAGAAAGGAAGGGGCAGGAGGCAGUAGUAUCUUGUUUGUUCUCAUUUUCUUUCAGAACAGUCACAACUGGUAGUCUGGGAGUGCUGAAUGGACAUGAUGUUGACUCCUGUUAGCUCUGUUAUGUUGGUUUGAAUGAAUUGUGAGAUACCAUUGGGCCCUUUUCAUGGUACACCGAGAACCGAGUACACUUAUACGAAACCAAUCAUGACCAAAAAACAAUCAAAUCUUAGACCCUUGUUUUUUUGCA